Monopterus albus (swamp eel) is the source of this 3053-nucleotide messenger RNA. RefSeq names its product glycerophosphodiester phosphodiesterase domain containing 5a (gene gdpd5a). The record is from RefSeq and is a predicted model, not a curated record. The coding region runs from base 535 to 2250 and encodes 571 amino acids. Gene Ontology annotation, cellular component: plasma membrane. Gene Ontology annotation, biological process: positive regulation of neuron differentiation; lipid metabolic process. Gene Ontology annotation, molecular function: glycerophosphodiester phosphodiesterase activity. The transcript is spliced from 17 exons. NCBI's taxonomy places the organism in Eukaryota, Metazoa, Chordata, Actinopteri, Synbranchiformes, Synbranchidae.
UACGAGCACGGGAAGUGCGCUGUCUUCGAGGAGGACCUGUCAUUUACUGAAACGUCCAUGAGCUGCUGCGCCUGCGUUGCGUUAAAACUGCGAUAUAAGUGGUUUUCGCUGUUUGGCCUAUAAAGUUGCCUGAUGUGUGCCAUCGGUUUGUUCCAUAUUUUUGCAGAAAAUAACUUUAAAGAUUUAUCACAUGAAUCCUUCCAGGAGUGAAGGCAUUACGUCAACAUCCAUGGAAAUAAGAGUCUAAUAGAAAGCUCCUGGCGUUUUCACCAUCGUGGGAUAAAAAAGAGUGUGGUAAACUCUGCUCCCUGCUUCAGAGUCACGCAACUUCACCCAGCAUUCUCAGCUCGUUGCUACUCUGCUCUUCUCUCCACCGGUAAACCCCGCUAUCUCCAGCUUGCCUUUUCUCCACCCUCCACCCCUCCAGUGAGUCCUGCUACCUCCAGUUCACCGCUACUUGGCUCUCCACCCCUCUGGGUUCCCAGUGCUGUGUGGGAUGUUAAACGACUGGUGGUGCAUUGAGGCUGAAGGAGCAUGGUGAAACACCAACCCUUACAGGUCUAUGAGAAGCAAGUCUUUAUCUCCUUUGUCACUGGAUUCUAUGGUUGCCGCUGGAAACGUUACCAGCGUUCUCAAGACAACAGCUCCAGGUGGGAGUGUACGUGGUUCAUUAUCUUGUGCAGUUCUUUCUUUCUGCUUCUAUUUUGGGCUUACUUCUGGUUGGUGGCUCAAAAUGAUUUCAAUGAAUUCAACUGGUCAGUAUACAACCGCUAUGGAGAAUGGAGAGAUGAGACGAUCCCUAUCAUUGUAUGCACCAUUGUGGGAUUUAGCUACCUUACAUUCUUAACGAUAUUAGCCAUUUUCCAUAUAUCCUUGGGCCAGCAGCUCAACCUACACAGUUUUCACAAGAUUGGAGUGUUGGCUACAUUGCUCACCAUUAUCUCGGGUGUCAUCACUGUUGAUGACAUAUGGGGAGACGAGUGGGGCAUCCUGCAUGUAUCACUGCAGUCCACGGCACCUUUCCUGCACACUGGAGCCUUGGCAUCAGUCACAGCUAUCAGCUGGCUAGUAGCUGGAUGUGUGGUCCGCAGAGAGAGAUCCAAAUUCCAUGUGAUCCUGAUACUGAUCUAUGCCAUCAUCCUCCUGGCUGUCUAUUUAGCACCGCUCACAUUCACCUGCCCCUGCAUCAUGGACCACCACAGCCUCAAAUCUCGACCAGAGAUCAUUGGCAGAAGAGGAGCUCCUAUGCUGGCCCCUGAAAACACUAUGGCCUCCUUUAACAGGGCCAUGCAGCACAGAGCCAGCUCUCUGGAGGCUGAUGUCACUAUCAGUGCGGAUGGGGUUCCAUUCCUUAUGCGGGACCACACACUGAGACGGACCACAGAUGUCAGUAAGGUUUUUCCAGCCAGACAGUUUGAUGAUUCCUCGUUCUUUAACUGGACAGAGAUUCGCUCUCUAAAUGCAGGCCAGUGGUUUUUAGAGAGUGACCCCUACUGGACAGUAGAAACCCUGACAGUGAAGGACCGGAGCAGAAUACGCAACCAGACGGUGUGCAGUCUGGUGGAGAUGCUGCGGUUGGCAGCCAGGGCCAAUAGCUCUGCCCUCCUCAACAUCCGCAUACCUCCACCAGAACAUCCACGCUACCGGAGCUGGUUCAUGGACACGCUGUGGACUGUGCAGAAAGCAGGGAUUUCCCUGAAGAGGGUGACAUGGAUGCCCGACUCAGACAGGGGGAGGGUGCGAGGGCUUCAGCAGACCACAAAUGAGAGGCUCUCAAUAGAAGACUUAGGGCAGAGGGGAAUUACAAGCCUGACGCUCCACUACAGCAAGGCCAGCCACAAAGACAUACAGGAGUAUCUGGCCAAUAAUGUGAGUGUGACUGUCUACCCAGUGAAUGAGCCCUGGCUCUACUCCAUUCUGUGGUGUAGUGGGGUGCCUUCUGUGUCCUCUGAUGCCCCCCAAGUCCUCCAAAAGGUGCCUUACCCCAUCUGGCUCAUGAGCCAGAAUACUUACAACUUCAUCUGGAUCACUGCAGAUCUAGUAUCCCUUGCCAUAGUCACGGGGAUUUUCUAUUUUAAGAAUAACAGGUGGAGGAUGCAACACAUCGGGAAGCCAAGCUAUAACCCAGAGCAGAUUAUGCUGAGCGCUGUUGCACGACAGUCCAGUCGGGAUGUCAACAUCAUGAAGGAGAAGCUCAUAUUCUCAGAACUAGACAAUGGGCUCAGCAGUUCGGAGGAGCUUUCUCUGUAACCUGAGAACAGUUAAGCAAGAUGCUCUCAUAAAAGCCUCAGCCACUGAACAAAAUGCACUGGGAGCCAGUGGUUGGUGUCUAUGAUGUCACAAUUUAGGGGGAUGGCUGGUGACUGGACAAAUGUCCCAGAAACUCCUUGAAUCACGUGGAGCUAGAGUCACUGACCUGGUGAAACUAGAAUUAGUGUUUCUUUGUCAUGAAUACAUCUGUUUGAAUCAUUAUAGAUUUUCAUGUAGAAACAUUGUUUGCUUGAAGCAAAAAAUGAAACCUUAUACUAGGUUAAUGGAGCAGAAAUCCAUCUGACCAAAAAGACAAUAAGAGAAGAAGAAUUUCUCUUUGCUUGAGUUAAUGAAGCUCUAUGUUGUAUUUUUUCAUGUCAUUUACUGCACUGUUAGUUUUAUAUGGAGCUGUUUAGUGGUCUUUAUUAUACAGUGAUGUGAAUAUGAGUUGUAUUACAUGUUUUUAUUUUUUUCCCUCAGAGGAUUUUCAAUGAUUUGGACAUAGGAGCACUAUAUUUUUUAUUUGCAUUCACUAUAGUUAUAAUUGAUGUCCUCUUUUAAAUGUGGCGAACAGCGCAUACGCUUUCUUGCAGUUUCUUUAGAUAAGGAUGUUUUUUUUGGUAUUGUGGUCACUGUUCUCUAAUCUGCCACAAUUGAUUUACUUUCUAGUCAUAUUACUGUAUCUACUACAACUCUCACAUGGCUGCCUUUUUGUUAAGUGAAUGGACUAGUAAAUAUUGUAGAAUAGAUUGUGGUCUACACAUUUCAGGCUACAACUACACUCUUAACUGCAGACAUGUCAA